AGGUGGAGCCGGUCGAGUCCUUCCCUCAGCCGGUGGAACAGCAUCAACUCAACAACCUCAGGUCACUCCGGACCACUCAGUGUGAUGGACAUACUGAACCUGUGGAACGAUGACCCGGAGGAGGUUCUGCUGGAGAUGGGCUUUGGCUGCGAUGAGCCCGACCUCUCUGGACGCAUACCGGCCCGAUUCAUCAACUAUCAGUCCCAGGCCAGAGGAAUAAACCUGCAGGUGUUUCUGGAGGCCCAGCAGAACCGGCUGGACCUGGAGAACCCAGACGUCAGCAAUCGUUUCAGACAGCUCGAGGUUCUCCAUCAGGUGACUACAGCGUUCUCCUCACUGGUGGGGUCUUCCUCCCCCCUCAAAGUACCACUGGGGAAAGCUAUGACUCCUGAGGCCCGGGAGAGGAGGAGGCACGUAGGCAUGCUGUUCAGACGAGCAUCAAAGAAGUCCCUCAGCCAAAACCCCAACCAGAAAUCCACUACGCCUACUGCAGACUCUCCUCCCUGCGCUGCACCCGGAUCCAUGCAACCUCCGUCCAGCCUCAGUGACAAUAAGUCCACUUUAAAGAGAGCCAAACCUGGAGUCCUGGAGACUGUGUUUCUGAGUCCUCUGGCAGAGGAACAAGGACCGGGACCGGACCCAAAUAUGGCUGCUUUCCCAGUCCAGGAGGGAGGCCUCAGACACGAGCCCCUGACAGAGGGUCAACCCAGACCCCCAGGCAAUGUUUUACCGAGGAAGAGGAGCCCGGGGCAGACCAAGGAGUCCUUUGAGAUAGAAGAGAUCCACAGUUUUGAUGAAAGCAGUGUCACAGGGAGCUACACCGGAGGAGCAGAACAUUUAGCGCGGAGUUUCAUACGGACCAACAGCUGCCAGUCAGACAGCAGUGGGUUUUUAGAGGAGCCCAUCAUCCCCUCCCUCGGUCAGCAGGCGGCCCCCGGACAAGACGUCCUCAAGGCUCUGUCAGGCCUGUUGGGAGGAAGCACUGACAGCGAGAGGCCAGUCUCCCCCUCUCCGACCCCUCACAACGCUUCAUCUCUCCGUCUCUCCUCAUCUCCAACCUCUUCUGGUGUGGACAAAUCUCUCCUUUCCCCACCUAGUCUUUCACCAGAGCCUUCGUUAGUUGUCCCCCAUUCCCCAUCUCCUAGUCUGUCGCGCCUCCUGGAAUCCAACCUGCAGAAUUUACAGAGCGAGACACCACGUGAUCAGGAUCGGUCGUCCCCUUCUUCGCCGCCUGCCUCUUUAAUUCCGGAGUCAGAAGAGAAAACUGAGGACCAGGGUGCUCCAUCCCCCCGCCUAUCUGGUCCAUCCCAUGACUCUGAAAGCACAGCAUGCCCGAGUGUUCCUCCUCCCCCCUCAUCACCCUCUCCAAAUUUGGAUUGUUUGUUUUCUGCACAGUCUGACUCCUCCUCUGGAAACAGAGAGUCAGAACAGUUGGCUUCACACAGGAACCCCCUCUCUGACUCGUGUGACACAUCAUCCCUGCGUCCCUCCUCUUUAGCCUCCCCUGAAUCCCUCUCACAACCGGAAGUAAAUCUAGAGGAGUCCCUUUUCCCAGACGGAAUAAGCCUCUCUGAUCCACCUACCGAUACACUAAAGGAAGAGGAAGAAACUCCCUCCUCUUCCUUCUCUCAGUCAGACAUCAUCAAUCCCUCAGCUUCUCUUCUGGACUCCUCUGAGUUUGAGGAGGUUUGUCCCACACCACCUUCUCCUAACCCUUCCAGUCCAGCUCUUCAACUCUCAUCACAAGGCCAUGAUUCAGAUGGUGAGAGAACUCCAGGCCUUUCAGAGCCGUCCAUCUCCCAACAGAACACACCAAGUCCCGAUGAGAACACAGACCCUGAUCCAGCCUCUCCUGUCCCAGAUGUUUUCCAAAAGAAUUGCCUCUCUUUAGACUUUGAAGAUCCCCAUCAGACGAGUGGAAAGGGAGGGGUGGAGGGUGCUGACACUGAGCAGACUCCAGAGGCUGCUGUUUACAUCUCAGACACACAGAGCUCUGCAUGCCUGUCAGAAAGUGCAAGAUUAGUCUGUGAGGAAGUAUGUAACCAAACAGAAAUAGAUCCGCAGCUCCCGUCCCGUAGUUUGCAUGAGGAGCUUUCAGCUGGAACCCGACCGGAAGAGAGUCGAAGGGGAUCAGAGAGGGAAUCACUCACAGGGUCUUCAGAUUCACCUGAUGAUGUGCCAGAGGUGCACAGCAGAACUGAAGUGGAACCAAAGGGUCUGAUCAACAUCGAGAGCCUGGACCUGGUGUUUCAAACCUCAGUGGACGGCUCAGGAAGUGAAAGUGAAGAUAUGGAGGCAUUUCUCGAGCGAAUUGAUAACGAAGGGCGAGUCUAUUGGGCGGAACCGGUCCAGGUUUCCAAUCUGACUCCUGAGGCAGGCAGCCUUGAAACCCAUGACGAAUCUCCUGGGAAUACAAAUUCAGCUGUUUCCUCCACAGGAAGAGAUAUGACUUCAUCUGGGUCUCACUCAACAACCAUGGACACUAACCAGACAUGCAGAAAUGCAACCUCCUCCUCAGACACACCCUCCUCCUUGACACGACCAUUAGCAACCCCCGUUGCAAGUUCCACCCUGAAACCGUCAAGCCGCUCCGUCUCCGUCCAGAUGUCCUCCUCUCCUUCCUCUCAUAUUGUCCACAGGACGGACGUCCCCUUCAUGCCUGACUCUAAACGCUCCCCGGUCCCUAGUGUCCUCUCUUUGGACACCUCCAGCCCUUUCCGUGCCGUGCAGUCAUGGACAGACCUGCACAUGAAACGAAACACCCUCACCCAGAAGUUAUCCCACGGGCUGCUUCAUUCUGCCCCGUAUGAAGUCACCGUGUCCACUGGGAUGAUUCCAAACCCUACAGCGAACUACUCCUCGUCUCCGUAUUUGCCACAUGACUAUCUCCCUGCUAGAAAUCCUAUGUCGGUGUCUCUGGAUAAAGGGCUGUGGGCCGAUGAGGAGGAGGUGGACAAACAUGGAGGUGAAUAUGAGGACAAGCUCUGGGGGGGUCCUCACACUGCCACCAUAGCAUGCUGCUCCUCCUGCGACCAGCAGUGCAGCUGCGGAGACGACUGGCGACACACUGCGGGAAAUAUUCCUUACUCUCUGGAUGAGUUGGAGGAGAUGAUGCUGUCUCUGCAGCAGUUUCGCUCUGUGCUCAGCAACAUGGAGGAGCAGCUCUCUGAGGAGCAGGCUGGAGUUUACAGUGCUCUCUCGGUGAAGGUUCAGGACAUAGAGGAGCUGAGGCAGGCGGUGAAGCAGGAGGCUGAGGAGCUGGAGAUGCAGCUGAAUGAACUGGCUCAUCACUACGACGACAGCUUGAAAAUGAAGAUGCACAGGCUGCUGGAUGAGCAGUCUCUGCUCUGCUCUCAGCUCAGCGUCUCACCUGGAGCGGGUCCCCCAUCGUCAAGCCCGGCCCCCGGCAGGACGGUAGCCACUCAGUGCUGCAUGCUGCCCGGGACCCCUGCAGCAGAGGUGCAGAGCAGCAGGACCACAGAGUCCCUCAGACAGUCCCCCCCUGGAUCAAAGUGCCUCUGUGAGGGCCUGGACAUGAAGCUGGACAUGAUGGGCUUCCUGCAGAGAUUGAAGGAGUCUCUGCGUCAUUCUGUGAACACAGACUCAUUGGAGUAGAAGGUGUCAGCGGUGCAGCAGGAGAACCCGGGGGCCUGAAGUCUUCCAUUGACUGAAGAAUAUUUUUUCAGAUUUACACUUUUGUGAUCAUUUUGCCUCUAGAACCACUACAAGCUGCAUGAGAAGCAAACUUUGUUGUAAAGGCAGAAUGUAUAAUAAAACAGCAGCAAUAACGGCAUAGGAUAGGCUGUUUUAAUAUAUAUAUAAAAAGCACAUUUACAGAAUAUAUAUUUAUAUAAAUGUAAGUAUUUAAUACAGAUACACACGAGGCUCAGUGUACGCACGACGCUCCGUAUGAAUAAUUCCACUACAAUAAACCAUAGAACAGUGAAA
Messenger RNA from Eleginops maclovinus (Patagonian blennie), 3948 nucleotides. RefSeq names its product ITPR interacting domain containing 1 (gene itprid1). The coding region runs from base 85 to 3615 and encodes 1176 amino acids. Gene Ontology annotation, molecular function: signaling receptor binding. Lineage: Eukaryota; Metazoa; Chordata; Actinopteri; Perciformes; Eleginopidae. The record is from RefSeq and is a predicted model, not a curated record. The transcript is spliced from 11 exons.